Pogonomyrmex barbatus (red harvester ant) is the source of this 1285-nucleotide messenger RNA. RefSeq names its product very long chain fatty acid elongase 7. Gene Ontology annotation, biological process: fatty acid elongation, monounsaturated fatty acid; sphingolipid biosynthetic process; fatty acid elongation, saturated fatty acid. NCBI's taxonomy places the organism in Eukaryota, Metazoa, Arthropoda, Insecta, Hymenoptera, Formicidae. Gene Ontology annotation, molecular function: fatty acid elongase activity. Gene Ontology annotation, cellular component: endoplasmic reticulum membrane. The record is from RefSeq and is a predicted model, not a curated record.
AGUCGGUUGGAAAGUUUCAUGGUAGCUAGUCGCAUUGAAGAAAAUUGUCGAAAAGAGUGUGACCAAUAUAAAUAUCCCUCCAUAUGAUUAAAUAAAAAAAUUAAUCAAUUCAAUCAGAAAUAAAAAAUAAUCGAAAAUAAGUGUUUAAAGAAGUUAAAGUUAAAAAACACCAGUUUUUAUUAAAAUUAUCCGCGUAUUAAUAAGAAAGACAAAUAUCAAGAUAAUUAAUUAAUAUUCUUCAUUUUGUACUUGUGUGAAUAUCGCGAUAAUCGCAUGAUAAUCGAUUUCUUUGGACAAUUCUAUAGAUAAAUAGUAUUCAAAAUCAUUCAGCACUAUGACUGCAAUUAUAAGACAGCUUAUAGCAUGGUAUAAAUUCAUUAACGAAGAUCUAGCAGAUCCACGUACCAAAGAUUAUUUUAUGAUCAGCUCACCAUGGCCUGGUCUAACUCUGAUUGGAUUGUAUCUAUAUUUUAUAUGUAGUUUUGGACCAAGAUUUAUGAAAAAAAGACAACCUUUUAAAUUAAAUAGGAUAUUGCAAAUAUACAAUGUAAUACAAAUCCUAUUAAAUGGAUUGUUAUUUUACAUAACAUUUGCAGAAGGGUUGUUAAAAGAGUUUAAUUACAUCUGCGAGCCUAUUGAUUUCUCAUACACACUAAAAGCUAUAAAGAUCACCAAAUUGGUCUGGUUCUAUUUCCUUAUCAAGAUGUUGGAUUUAAUGGAUACAAUCUUUUUCGUACUCAGAAAGAAGCAAAAACAAAUAACAUUUCUUCAUUUGUAUCAUCACGUUGGCAUUCUAAUAGGUGCUUGGUGUGCCACUAAAUAUCUUCCUAGUGGUCAUACUAAUUUCUUAGGAAUACUUAAUACAGUUGUUCACGUAAUAAUGUACACGUAUUACCUGUUAUCAUCCAUGAAGAUAAAUACAAAUGCGUGGAAGAAAUAUAUUACUCAGCUGCAGCUGAUUCAAUUUUUUAUAAUUACAUUACAUGAUUUACAAUUAUUCUGGUUAAAAGAUUGCGACUUUCCAUUAUGGCCGAUGUAUAUAAUGGUACCACAGAAUCUGUUUAUGAUGAUAUUAUUUGGAGAUUUUUAUUAUAAAACAUAUAUCAAGAAAAAAUCAGUAAAGAAAGCAGUGCUAACAAAGACGGAAAUAAAUGGCAUCUCUUCUGAAGUUACUACUGAAAAACAAAAAGAACAAUAAAUUUGCAGUCACAUUUUGUCCAAAUUUACUGUAAUUACUGUAAUUGACAUUUACUGUAAUUGAUUUUAUUAAAUUUUUUUACAUUAA